This is a messenger RNA of Hemicordylus capensis (graceful crag lizard), 8407 nucleotides long. It is a transcript of the gene DACT1, whose product is annotated as dishevelled binding antagonist of beta catenin 1. The transcript has 4 exons. Lineage: Eukaryota; Metazoa; Chordata; Lepidosauria; Squamata; Cordylidae. The record is from RefSeq and is a predicted model, not a curated record. Bases 246 to 2765 code for a protein of 839 amino acids. Gene Ontology annotation, biological process: negative regulation of canonical Wnt signaling pathway; negative regulation of JNK cascade; regulation of Wnt signaling pathway, planar cell polarity pathway. Gene Ontology annotation, cellular component: cytoplasm.
GAGGGGCGGAGCCGGCCGAGGAAAAGGGGGACCGCCCGGCGCCGGGAGAGCGAGAGCGGAGAGGCAGCGUGAGCGGAGCUGGCCGCGCUCGGAACGGGGCUGGCAGGCGAGAUGCUGGCGCUGGGGGGCUGCGCAGCCCCACCGCAGCGGGGCCCGCCCUCCAGCCGCCGCUGAGCUGCCCACACCGGCGCUUGGGGCUGGGCGUGCUGCGAUCUCCAUGCGCUGAGCGGGGCGCAGGCUCGGGGAUGAAGGCGAGCCCGGAGCCGCCGGGGCUGCAGCCGCAGGAGCCGGAGAGCCAGCCGGCGGCGGGGCGGGAGGCCGAUGCCCGCUGCUGGGCGAGGGACGGCAGCAAGAGCGAGACGACGGAGGCGGAGCGGCUGCGCACCCGCGAGCGCCUGGAGGCCACCCUCGCCGGGCUGGCCGAACUCGAGUUCCUGCGCCAGCGCCAGGAGUUGCGCGUCCAGCGCUUGUUGCGGGCCGCACCUGCCGCUUCCCCCGCCGGGGUCGGCCCCGGGGAGCCGCCGGGAGAUGCCGCCGGGGUCGCCGCCGCCGCCCCCCCUCGCAGCUUGGAGGAGAAGUUCCUGGAGGAGAACAUCCUGCUCCUGCGGAGGCAGCUGAACUGCUUGAGAAGAAGGGAUGCUGGCUUGUUAAACCAGCUGCAAGAACUGGACAAGCAGAUCAGCGAUCUCCGGCUGGACGUUGAAAAAACAGCAGACGAGCACCUCGAGACGGACAGCCGUCCCAGCUCUGGGUUUUAUGAGCUGAGCGAUGGGGCUUCGGGCUCACUCUCCAACUCAUCCAACUCUGUCUUCAGUGAGUGUCUGUCCAGCUGCCACUCCAGCACUUGCUUCUGCAGCCCUUUGGAUGUCUCCUUGAACAGCUCCGAUGGGCGGCCCAAGUCUGCAGAUCUCGUGGGCUGGUUGGAGUAUAACAAAGGAAGCCAACAUGAGGAGCAGUCUGUGGGAUUGGCCUCUCAUUCUCUGUCUACGCCACACUCUAACUCCCUGGAUGUGGUCCUAGAUGUGCAUCCGAAAUACCAGUGUGACCUGGUGUCCAAAAAUGGGAACGACGUGUACCGCUACCCCAGCCCCUUGCAUGCCGUGGCAGUGCAGAGCCCCAUGUUUCUGCUGCCGGUGACUGGUAAUACCCCCAGAGAAGAGGGGGAGAGAGUUGGCAGCAGCAUCGGUGAAGUUGGCGUUGGAGCCGAACAUGACUCUGCAAAAACGAGCACUUCUUCUUGUCUCCCACUCAACUCCCAUUCCACAUCUUGUCCCACGGCCAACAGAAAAAUGGACGGCUACAUCUUGAGCCUGGUGCAGAAAAAGACCCCUUCUGUGAGGACUAACAAACCGAGAACAAAUCUGAACGCCGACCCCGCCAAAGGGAUUCUGAGACAUGGAAGCAUUUGUGUUCGCCAGAUGGCUGCGGUUGCCCACAACAAUGUUGUUAAUCUUAAGAGUUCCAGCCAGGCAUUUCCGCAUUCCAGUGGAAACACCACCACGCUGGAUAACGGCACUUUCUCCCCCUUAAAGCAGCAUUCGAGAGAUACUGAGCAUCUGGAGACCAAAAAGAUACCGUUCCCCACAACCUUCCCACCAAAUGCGAACAGUGAACUUCAAAGCAAACACUCAACCAGGAGUGUCAAGCCUCAAGAGGCAACACGAUGCCCUGGUUCUAACAAGGGUGAUGGCUCCAAGGAGAGUGGUCAGAGCGUGGCAGCAUGUGGUAAAGAGAGCCCCAGUCGGCAUACGACGCCCCCGAAGGAAAAUAAAGGUGCCCAGCUGCCCAAAAAGAUAAUGUUUAAGAACAGUGGAGUGCAAGCAACCCGCUCUACUUCGCCCCCUCAGGAGAUGAGGCCCCCGUUGGAUUUCAAGAGUGAGGGGUCAUCCACUCAGAGCCUGGAGGAGGGGCUACUGGUCAAUGCCCAGUACAUACCGGCUCAACCACAAACGGUCAGACUUCACAAAGGCACCAGGAGUGUCAAAAUCCUCAAGAGCUCUAUGAUGAAACACAGGUCCCAUCUUGUUACGGUACUGGAAAAUGGUCCGCAGGGUGGACGGGAGAAAAGCAAGUCCACCGGCAAAAAGUGCCGUUUCCCUGAUGACUUGGAUACAAACAAGAAGCCGAAAAAGGCCGCCUCAAGAGGGAAGAAGAGCGGCCAUUUGCAAUUGGAGGGCAGCCUUUUGAGCCGCCCGCCCGGUGUGCUGAAAUCGGCAGUGAGACCCCAUGGACUUGGCAGAGAGCCGGUAGUGGCCAAGCCAAGGCACAAGCGGGCCGACUAUCGCCGCUGGAAGUUGUCAGCAGAGGUGUCUUAUGAAGAAGCCCUUAGGAGGGCCAGAAGACACCGGAGGGAAGCCAUCGGGGUCUACUCGCAGGUCCCCCAUUCCUAUGUCAGCCCUUAUGCCUACGUUGCCAGCGACUCAGAGUAUUCGGCGGAGUGCGAAUCCCUUUUCCAUUCCACUGUGGUGGACACGAGCGAGGACGAAAGGAGUAACUAUACCACCAACUGCUUUGGGGACAGCGAAUCCAGCCUGAGUGAAGUGGAAUUUGUUGGUGAAAGCACGACGACAAGCGACUCCGAUGAAAGCGGGGGCCUCAUUUGGUCCCAGUUUGUCCAGACACUUCCAAUUCAGACCGUCGCUGCUGCUUCGGAGCUCCACGGAAAUGCAGCCAAAGCCUUUGUUAAGAUUAAAGCUUCGCAUAACCUCAAGAAGAAAAUCCUCCGUUUCCGGUCUGGAUCCCUCAAACUGAUGACCACUGUCUGAACGCAUCCUGGGGGUGGGGGUGGUAAUGAUACCCAUGGCUUCUGGGGGAACGUGUGUGUACGUGUAUAACAGAAAGUCUGCGUAAAGGGUUUUCAUGGGUCUUGGACACUGGAGCCACCUGUUCAGUGCCGGCUCCAAGAGCAGAGGGGUCCUCGAGAGAAAGCACUCCAAGGAGGAGGCUGCUUGACCUGCAGUGAUGGAGUGUACAAAUGGAGAUUCAUUCAUGCUGCCUUCAGUCUUUCCAGGUGCUCCAUGGUGGCAGUGUGUGGGGCAGAGGGCCCAUUGCUAGUCUUGUGGAUGUGGGGCCAAAGGUCAACCUCCAAGUGAGCCAUGCCUGUAACACCCACAUUGACCUUGCCUUGAUCCCCCGGUAGUUCCAAUAUAUCCCUGUGCUUGUUUGUGCUCUCAUAAUCCACAUGCACAAAGGACAGCCCAGAAAUAUUUGCAGGUCGUGUCCCUGGCUGCUGAUAAAAAGGGCAGGCUAGGGCCCUUGCUCAUACCAGCAGCCUUGGGUGUUUGGAAGCAGAUCUGCUUUCGGGUAGGGUCAACAACCCCCAAGUUCUGGGAGACAGUGUUCCUUGCAGUGUCUGUCCAGACCUUUGGGGACGUUGCGGGGAAGUCAAUAGCUCCUAAAUGAGAUGCCGACAGCCCCUUAACGAAAUGCAGAAUUGGAGUCUUAAUUGGUGGCAGUGCCCAGGGCUAGGUGUUGGGGAAACAGUCUUGCGAAAAAUGUAGCUGUCUAGCUCUCAAAAUGUUUACUAUCCCACCUGAUGAACCUGCUUAGGUUGGUCACUUGUGGUGUAUGGAGGCCCUGGAAGGGGGUGGAGAACAAUCUUUCUUUUCCUGCUUGGUAACCUGGAGGUGAAUUUGGGGGCUACACUAGACAGUAUACCUGUUGUUGGAUUGGGACCGGUGUGCUUGAUUUUUCCAAACACAAAUAGAAACGCAGAGCCCUGGUUCAGACUGGGACUGUGGUGUGGGGGUAGAGGGUCUUUAACCCAUUGUCCCCAUCAUGGUUCCAAACCCAAUGGGGAUGCAAUGGCUACUGUUUUCCCCCAUGGAGGGAGGAAGUUUCGACUGGCACAGUGGGAGCUUUUCCGCAGUUCAGUUAGCCGUGGGGGACCCAAUCUGGUCUGGGACCAGGGGCAAAGGUUUAGAAUCCUGCUGCUUUAUAUCAUGAGCCACUAUUGGAAGGGUGGCAUAGAAAUCAAAUCAAUAAAUCAUGGUCUGGAUCAGGGCCCCACGUGGCUGCAUUUGAAAAUUCAAGCACAUGGGCCCCAUUUACGUGAUAAUUAGGUGUAUCAUCUAGUUCAGGGCUGGCCAACCUGAGGCUUUCUUGCUGUUGUUGGACUACAAAUCCCAUCUUCCCUGUUGCAGCUGGGGGUGAUAUGAGUCAUUGUCUUAACAGCUGGAGAGCCUUAGAUUGCCCCCCCCCCCCAAACUCUGGUCUAGUUUGACACUUAACUGGCCGACAUGUUGCACAAUUUUACAUUCACCUUGUAACGUUGUGUUUGUGCAGUUGCACAGUAGCAGAAAUUGUUCAGUUGCAGCAUCAGAGUUGUGCACUGAACGGCCUUUAUUUCCAAUGGCCACAUCGCUCUGCAACUCUGUGCAAUUUUUGUGAUUGCACUCUUGCUCAGCCGCGCCCAUGCAGUGUUAACAAAGUGAAUAAAAUUGCGAGGUACCGUAUUUACCUGUAUCCAAGACUAGGUUUCUUCUAGAAACCUAGAAAUCAGGGGGUCAUCUUAAAUUCAGAAGCCUCUUCCUUUGGGGUAAAUACAGUGUAUAACCUAAAUUUAACCUCUUAAAAUUUAACACUUUAACUCUUAAAUUCUAAGUGUUUUUAAGGGGGGUUGACUUAAAUUCAGAGUCCUCUCCUCUCUGGCUAAAUAUGGUAUGUCACGCAAUCUCUCUAAACAAGCAGACAGCGGCGAUUUCCAAGCCUGGUGUAGCAGAUGAGCAGAGAGACAGACAAAGCCUUGCUCUAUGCAACCCCUUUUCCUGUUCCUGAUACUCCUUUUCUGCCUUCCAGAGGUGCGCUAAUAUGCCAAAACACAGCUCCUGUGCAGACAUGCACUGUGUGAGCAUGGGACACACCCAUGCGCAUAUCUCCCUACUUAAGGGAAACAAGGUGCUUCUCUUAAAUAUUUUCCUAGAAUGUUCCUCGCCCCCUGCCCCCCUGCCAAAUGCACAUAUUUAAAUCUGAAAGGACUGCUUAAAGGAUGUCAAUUGCAUCUCCAAAUCUGUGGGUUGAUACUAGUGCCUUCUUAAGUGGCAAAACCAAGUCCACCAUCCUAGUCUUUUAACAACGGAAUACCACCCAUUUUCAACCGUGGCAGCUUCAAGUAUGUAGAAAGAAGACUUCUGCAGCCAGUGUUAAUUAAAUGCCUCCUCCUCGUUCAGGAAUGGAUUGAAGGGCAUCUAAUCUCCGGUGCUGAUCUUUACUUUGGUUUCUACAAGUUAUUGCUUCUUACCUUAAAAACCGAUUCCCUGCCUCUGUUCACAGAGGCAGAAACAUGCAAUAAUGUUUGGGGUGUUUUCGAAGGGGGUGGGGUGACUCUUAAACCCCAGAAUCCCCACGAUCCACCUGCAUGUGUUAAAUUUACAAAGCAAGAGUGACGAUUUUCAAUCUCCCAUGAAGCUGUCUUGAAGUCAGAGCAUUGGUCCACCUAUCCUGGUAAUGUCAACUCUGGCUGGCAGCAGCUUUUUGCCCUCUUGAGGCAGGGUCUCUGCUGGAUGUCUUUUCUCAGCUGUUACCUGAGUGCCUUUUGAAUGGGCGGUGCUGGGAACUGAAGCUGCAUUUGUUUUGCAGUGGCUGUAGCCUUCUGUUAAUGGCUGUAGCAUUACUCUUGUUAGUACUGUCAUGAUCCUGAGUAAACAUUCCAGCUUAAAAACCUAGACUAAAGUCAAAAUAGCCUAGUGUUCUCUUUAAGGAUCCCAGCAGGCACGAUUCAUUAGGUGUUCCACCAAGAACGGUAGCCUUCCACUCCUUCCACUUAAAUAAUCUCCUUGGCUGUGAUUGCAUACAUUGAUGUGUACUUUGGAACCCUAAGAACAGGGGCUGAUAUAAUCAUGGGCAAUGCUCUGUGGGACUGCAUAGGAACAUAGGAAGCUGCCUUCUACUGAGUCAGACCAUUGGUCCAUCCAGUUCAGAAUUGUCUACCCAGACUGGCAGUGGCUUCUCCAAGGUUGCAGGCAAGACAUAGUCUCUCUCAGCCCUAUCUUGGAGAUGCCAGGGAGGGGACUUGGACAUUUCUGCACGCAAGCAUGCAGAUGCUCUUCCCAGAGUGGCUGCAUCCCCUAAGGCAGGAUUUCUUAACCUUGGGCCCCCAGAUGGUGUUGGACUACAACUCCCAGAAUCCCUAGACACGGCCUUUGUGGCUGGGGAUUCUGGGAGUUGUAGUCCAACAACAUCUGGGGGCCCAAGGUAAAGAAACCCUGCCCUAAGGGGAAUAUCUUCUACUGCUUACAUGUAGCCUCUAAUUCAAAUACAACCAGGGUAGGCCCUGCUUAGCCAAGGGAACCAUUCAUGCUACCAGUUCAGCAAAGGGGACAGUUCUUGCUACCACAAGACUAGCUCUGCGGCAGUUUGAGACCCCUGGCCAACAUGAUGGGCAGCGCGCCAUCAACAUGAGGGUCCCGCUGGGCGUGCCGUGUGACUUGAAAGUUGGCCCUGAUGGUCCUGUGCAGUGCAGUGCAGCUGCUGCAGAACAACGUAGCACAACUUCCACUUGGCGCCACAGUACUUCUUCCCUCUGAAACAAAGGAAGGAAUGCUGUGCUCCUACCCAGAAGUGGUUGCAAGGCGUUCCACAGCAACUUGGUUGUGCUACACCAUCAGGGCUGCCUUUCAAGCGGCACGGAAGCCCCAACAGGACCCUGAUGUAGUCAGAGCGCUGCCCAUCAUGUUGGCCAGGGGUCUCUACCUGCGGCCCUCCAGCUGCUGUUAGGCUACAAAUCCCAUCAUCCCUAGUCACAAGGUCCAGUAGCUGGGGAUGAUGGGAGUUGUAGGCCAACCUUGCAGAACGGCCGCAGUUGGAGACUCUGUUAAGAACAUGCAUUCCAAUUUGUGUUUGUUUUUAAGAACAACUUGGGAAAAUAGGAAGCUGCCUUCUACGGAGUCAGGCCAUUGGUCCGUCUAGUUCAGUAUUGUCUACACUGACUGGCAGUGGCUUCUCCAAGGUUGUAGGCAGGAGACUCUCUCAGCCCUAUCUUGAAGGUGCCAGGGAGGAAACUUGGAACGUUCUGCACGCAGGUGCUCUUCCCAGAGCAGCCCCAUCCCCUGAGGGGAAUAUCUUACAGUGCUCACAAAUGUAGCCUCCCAUUCAAAUGCAAACCAGGGUGGACCCUGCUUAGCAGAGGGGACAAUUCAUGCUUGCUGCCACAAGACCAGCUCUCCUCCCAUAAACAGGCUCUGGUAACAAACGGGAGAAUUCAUGAAAUUAAAAACUAAGAUGUAUCUGUUCAUUCUAAACGUGAGAAGGUAGAAAAUAAUACUGAAACAAAACAUUGCCCAGACACUGAAAUUCUCAGAGGUAUAUUUGUGUGUUUGAAAAACAACUUAAAUCUUGUAAUCUUCAGUAUCAAGUUGCCAAAUUCAAGGCAUUUAGACUUUAUUUGUGUGCCAAAACGUCUUAAAAUUAAAUCUAUAAUUGGGAAUGUUAAAGUGUGGAGAAUGGGUGCUCAUUGAUGACAUACAUUUAAAUAAAACCCAGACAAUGGAAGAACUUGUUAAAAUUUGCAUUUUUGCCAGAAAAUUAGUGUUUGGAGAUGAUGACUGACAUACACUGCAGCGUUUCACAUGUGUUUAGUGGCACUGCUGUGUCUUCCUAGUGGCACUUGCAGAAGUGCCCACUUGCACAAAUGCCGAAAUUAUGUGAGGGAGUGACACAAUUAUAUGGUCGUCAUUUCCAGUGGCUGUGCAAUCGCACAACUCCCUUGCGCCAUCUCAGCAUUUGUGCAAGUGUGUACUUCUGCAAAGUGCCAUUAGGAAGAUGAAGCCGCACCCCUGGUGCUUUAAAUGUGCAUGGGAGGCUGUGUGGAAUGUUGUCCUCUUUUUGAGAAAUCCCCUUCAACUCCAUUUCAUUUUCUCGAAUUAAUAUAGAAAAGGCUUUUAGGGCUUGUACUUCCACAGACGACACAAAUCCCAACCCCCUCACACAUGUGGUGUGAGGAGUAAAACAUGGAAAUUGCCAUGUUUGGUGCAAAACUCAGCCCUGAAACUCAGGAUGACAAAUAUCUGUAAGUUUUGCCAUCCCAUACAUCGCCCUCCCGCAAAGCAAGAGUGUAACCCAAACGAAGUACAGAAAUAUCCAGAGGUUUGCAGGGAUGAUGUUUCUCCCUGAUUCCAUUGCAGAGACCCUGUCUCCUCUCAACUUGGGCCACACCUGACGAUCUCCCCUCUCUUGGACACUGGAAAAAGCCAAGAACUCAAAGUAUAUUGUGUAAUAUUGUUGUCUGUUUUGUUUUAACCCACGCAGAUAUGCAUGUCAUGAGCAUGAGCAUCAGUUGUGUUAAUAUUUCAGUCAGUGUCCCAAUAAUUGUACAUCAUAAGCAGUUGUAUUUUAUAUCUAUAUCUACAUCAUAUCACUUUGUAAAUUAAUAUAAUGCAUCCAUAUGCUGUAAUAAACAAUGGUCUUUUAA